Messenger RNA from Symbiodinium necroappetens, 3141 nucleotides. The record is from the annotation of a GenBank genome assembly. NCBI's taxonomy places the organism in Eukaryota, Dinophyceae, Suessiales, Symbiodiniaceae.
AUGUCGGACGAGGUUGUAGCUCUUGUGGUUGACAAUGGCAGCGGCAUGUGCAAGGCAGGGUUCUCUGGCGACGACGCUCCCCGAACAGUCUUUCCUUCCAUCAUCGGGCGCCCGAAGAUGCCGGGCAUCAUGGUCGGCAUGGACCAGAAAGACCACCUCGUCGGAGAUGAGGCGCAGGCUAAGCGUGGUGUCCUGGCCCUCAAGUACCCUAUCGAGCACGGCAUCGUGACGAACUGGGACGACAUGGAGCGAAUAUGGCACCACACUUUCUACAACGAGCUGCGUGCAUCGCCUGAAGAACAUCCGGUUCUGCUGACAGAGGCGCCGCUGAACCCAAAGGCCAAUCGUGAGCGCAUGACUCAGAUCAUGUUUGAGACGUUUGGAGUGCCGGCGAUGUAUGUCGCCAUCCAGGCAGUGCUCUCUCUGUAUUCCUCCGGCAGAACCACGGGCAUUGUCAUGGAUUCGGGAGACGGCGUCUCUCACACCGUGCCUAUCUACGAGGGAUAUGCGCUUCCACAUGCAAUCGCACGCCUGGACCUAGCUGGCCGCGACCUUACCGAAUACUUGAUGAAGAUCAUGAUGGAGAGUGGCUACUCCUUUAGCAGCAGCGCCGAGCGAGAGAUUGUGCGGGACAUCAAAGAGAAGCUUUGCUACAUCGCCCUGGACUUUGACAGCGAGAUGAAGUCUGCAGCGGAGAGUAGCGACAACGCGAAGACGUAUGAGUUGCCAGAUGGCAACAUCGUCUCCUUGCAAAGCGAGCGGUUCCGCUGCCCGGAGGUGCUGUUCCAGCCCAGCUUGGUGGGCAAGGAGGCGAUGGGAAUCCACGACACCACCUUCCGGUCCAUCAUGGGUUGCGAUGUGGACAUCCGGCCACCCUUUCUCAAGUGGCUGGUGCUGCAGGAGGCGGUCAUCAACCGCAUCGCGGCGGGUGAAGUCGUCGUCCGGCCGGCGAAUGCCUUGAAGGAGUUGAUGGAAAACUCGCUUGACGCAGGUAGCACUCGAGUCGCCAUCGUGGCGAAGUCUGGUGGCCUGAAGAUGCUGCGCAUCGAAGAUGACGGUCAUGGGAUCCGGGCGGAUGACCUGCCGAUCCUCUGUGAGCGCUUUACCACCUCUAAGCUGCGGAAGUACGAGGACCUCAGUAGCAUCGGCACCUUCGGCUUCCGGGGCGAAGCAUUGGCUUCAAUCAGUCAUGUGGCCCACGUGACCGUCACCACCAUGACUAGCGGCGACGACUGUGCACGAGUGGCUCAGUACAGUGAGAGCAAGAUGCAAGGCCCAGCGAGGCCAUGUGCAGGAACUCGAGGAACGACCAUUGUUGUUGAGGACAUGUUCUACAACAACCCAACUCGGAGACAGGCCCUCAGCAAGGAGAGCAUCGAACAUGCGAAGGUGCUGGAGGUUGUGCAGCGCUACGCGAUCCACUACCCCAAAGUCGGGUUUAGUUGUCGGAAGAACACGAGUUCGGUCUCCGAGCUGACGACUGUAGGAGGUGAGGAUGUCACGGCCCAAGGCGUGAUCUCCACCAUUUAUGGCCAGAACCUGGCGAAGGAGCUCUUCCCUUAUUCUCUGGCCUCCGAAGAGCCCAAGUUCUCUUGCACCGGCUUUGCAUCGAGCCCGAACUACAUGUCUCGAUCUCUGACCUUCAUCCUUUUCAUCAACAACAGGCUGGUGGACUCCGGGCCCCUGAAAAGAGCCCUGGAGGCCGUCUACCAGAGUGUGCUGCCCCGACAUCAGCACCCCUGGGUCUACCUGGCCCUCGAAGUGAACCCGGCGGCCAUCGACGUGAACGUCCAUCCGACGAAGAUGGAGGUGCAGUUCCUUCAUGAGGAGACGAUUGCGCAGAAGCUGCAAGAGACGCUGCUCGCGCAGCUGCAGACCAUGGGAGGCUCCAGGACCUUCGUGUCUGCCCUGCCAUCGCCAGGCAAAGGAGCUCCAAUCGCAGAGAAGGAGGAGAAGCAGAAGGUUCCACAGCCUCUGCAGCUUUUACACCUCGCCCCACCUGCGGCGACCAGGGCCAGCGCUGGCCUGGACAAGACGGGGCCUGCGGUGCUGAACCCCACUCGGGUUCGGACGGACCACCGGCAGAUGUCCUUGCAGUCCAUGUUCCUGGAAUCCCACUCCCAGGCGGCUCAGGCAACGCAGGCGUCUCAGACAGCACAGGCAUCGCAAGUAGUGGUCGAUGCCUCAGCUCCAAGCAGUGCUCCGAGCCAACCGCUGGUCCAAAGUGGGCAGAUGUCUGGGCAGAUGUCCGAAGAGCGCCGCGCAGCCUUUGCGGAGGCUCAGCAGCUGACAUCCAUUGAAGAGCUGCGCAUCUCCGCGGCCGUGGCUGGCGACGCCGAGCUUUCUGAGUUGGUGAACAAAUCUGUGUAUGUUGGACCCGUGACACGGGAGCUCGUGCUUCUCCAGUGCGAGAAGUCUCUCUGCAUGGUGAACAUAGCGAUCCUUGCGCGGGAGUGUGCCUACCAGCGAGUACUCAGGCUAAUUGGCGGCGUGGGUUGCAUCACUCUGGCGGAGCCCCUGCCUCUAGCUGAGCUCCUGAAGUUGGGUAUUCAGGACCCAGACUCGGGCUAUGAUCCCCAACUCCAUGCAUCCGUCGACAUCGAGGCCAUGGCAACCCGCUUCGUCACCUUGCUUCUUGAGAAGGCCGAGCUGCUCAACGCAUAUUUCAUGCUGGAGAUCGAGGUUUCGGGCAAACGCCUGAAGACGCUGCCGAAUGGCCUGGGUCUGAAAUCCGACAUGGGAUGCAACUUUGAGACGCUGCCCCUCUUUCUUGUCCGGCUCUGUGCCGAAGUGGACUGGGAGGAAGAGAAGCCUUGCCUUGAAGGCAUCUGUCAGGUGAUCGCCGAUUUCAGCGCGGAGCUGCUGCUGCCCAGCGAAGCUGAAGCUGACAUCUACCAGCGGGGCCGGGCCGCCGUGGAGGAGCUGAAUGCCGCCGUCCAGUCCGGUGAGUUUGACGACAUCGUCGCAGCUUCUGCGGCGAAGAGGCAACGCACCACAGAGGAGCUGCAGGGCCUCCGCUGGCUGCAUGAAGCCUUGCGCCGGGAUGGGGAGUGCCAAUGGCCCCGGGAGCUGGCGACAGAUGGUACCUUCCUGGAGUUGGCCUCUCUGGAUCAGCUCUACAAGAUCUUCGAACGAUGCUGA